Vespa mandarinia (Asian giant hornet) is the source of this 596-nucleotide messenger RNA. RefSeq lists its product as uncharacterized. Gene Ontology annotation, biological process: mitochondrial translation. Gene Ontology annotation, cellular component: mitochondrial ribosome. Lineage: Eukaryota; Metazoa; Arthropoda; Insecta; Hymenoptera; Vespidae. Gene Ontology annotation, molecular function: RNA binding. The record is from RefSeq and is a predicted model, not a curated record.
AUUUUAUUAUUAAUUGAUAAAAUUUUCAAUUGAUUUAUAAUACUUUUGAUUUGUUCACAUUGUAAUUGCAUCAUAGGCGCCAUCUAGUAUCCAAAGAAUUUUCAGAAUAAAUCUUGAUUUUUUUUUUUACUUAUUAUAUUUGUAUCACAAGAAUAUAACCUCGAUUGUAAUUGAAAAAAUUAUUCGAAUAUAAUAUAAAAAUGAAAUUCAGUCUUGCUUGUUUUAAAGGACGGCGUCCUCAAUCUGAAAAAAAAGUCCCACUUAAAGUUUUUGGUGAUUUAGUAUUAAAUAAUUAUGUAUCUCAUAAAGGAUCUAAUGUAUCAAAUAAAGGUUGUUUACAUGAAAUGGCAAUACUUUUAACAUGUCUUAGAGAAAAAGAGUUCGAUAAUUUUGAUUGUAACAAAGAACUCUUAUCGUUCGAACAAUGUAAUCAAAAAUUUGCAAAUAUGAGCAAGAACUUGAAAAUUGCACGAUCAAAAACAGUGCCCACUCCUAAUUCAAAAGAUUUUUCUUCUAAACAAAUUGGUUAUUUAUUAAAUUUAUAUCCUACACGAUAAUUAUAAUUAUAUUUAUGUUUAUUAACUAUAUCAAAUAAA